This is a messenger RNA of Serinus canaria (Common canary), 2295 nucleotides long. It is a transcript of the gene KLHL30, whose product is annotated as kelch like family member 30. Bases 228 to 2114 code for a protein of 628 amino acids. Lineage: Eukaryota; Metazoa; Chordata; Aves; Passeriformes; Fringillidae. Gene Ontology annotation, molecular function: protein binding. The record is from RefSeq and is a predicted model, not a curated record. The transcript is spliced from 7 exons.
CUUCCCUCCCGCGGGCCGGCCGGGCUGGGGAGCACUGGUGAGAGCGGGAGCGACCGCGCCGAGAGGGCUCAAAUCACCCCGAGAACCGUCCCCAAAAGGCUGGUCGCCGCCCCGGCAGGGCAGCUGCGGCGUGGUGAGGAGAAAACGCGGCCUCCGUGGGAGGGGGGUGUGGGAAGCCCUUGUGCCGCCGCUGCUGUCAGUGACUCGGGCACUGGGAAGGCGGGAGGAUGUCGCGGCAGGGCGAGAGGGAGACACCGUCGCCUUUUCCUAGCAGGGACACCCUCGCCUCCCGCUGCUCGGGCACUGCCCGCCUGCCAGGCCCCCUGGCCAUCUCCGGCACCAUGGUGAGGAACAUGGACGACUUUGAUUUCUGCCUGCCUUCGCACGCCCAGGGCGUGCUGGAGGGGCUGCAGCAGUUCCGCACCAACCCCAAACUGGCUGACGUGACGCUGGUGGCGGGCGGGCGGGAGUUUCCCUGCCACCGAGGCAUCCUGGCCCUCUGCAGCCACUACUUCUAUGCCAUGUUCUCCGGUGACUUUGCUGAGAGCAUCGCAGCACGCGUGGAGCUAAAGGAAGUAGAUCCCAGUGCGCUGGAGAUGCUGCUUGAUUUUGCCUACACGGGAAAGGUCACCAUCAACCAGGGCAACGUGGAGGGGCUGAUGAGGACCUCCAGCCAGCUCCACUUCCCUGCCAUCCAGAAGGUCUGCAGCCGCUACCUCCGGCAGCAGAUGGAUGCCACCAACUGCCUAGGUAUCUGUGAGUUUGGUGAGAGCCACGGCUGCCCUGAGGUCUCCUCCAAGGCCUGGUCUUUCUUGCAGGAGAACUUUGAAGCCGUCUCUCUUCAGGAGGAGUUCCUCCAGCUCUCCAAGGAGAGGCUGGCUGUCUACCUCUCCAAUGACCAGCUGCAGGUGCAGGAGGAGCGGAGCCUGGUUGAGGCUGUGCUGCGCUGGGUACGCCACGACCCGGGAUCCCGAGCCCAGUUCCUGCCGGAGCUGCUGGAGCUGACCCACCUUGUCUCGUUGCCUGACCAGUACCUGCAGAACCUCCUUGCCACUGAGCCUCUUGUUCGUGACUCAGAUGCCAGCAAGGCCCUCGUCGCCCGCUCCCGCACCAUGGGACAGAGUGGCACCGGUGCCCUGAAGAACCCCCCAACCCCACCACAGAAGCUAGAGGAGGUGCUGGUGGUGGUUGGUGGCCGUGUGCUGGAGGAUGGUGAGGAUGAGGAGAGGGGGCUGGAAAUGCCAUCUGCUACCAGGAACUUUGCCUUCUACAACCCCAAAAGCAGGCGAUGGAUGGCUCUGCCCGACUUCCCUGAUUACAACAAGUGGGGCUUUUCCCUGGUGGCUCUGAACAACGAUGUGUACGUCACAGGUGGCUCCCGGGGGUCCCAGAAUGACACGUGGUCAACGACACAGGCCUGGUGCUUCUGCCCCAGGGAUGGGGUCUGGCAGCCCAUCGCUUCCAUGCUGAGAGCCCGCACAAACCACACCAGCGCUGUCCUCAACGGCGAGAUCUAUGUGAUCGGGGGGACAACAGUGGACGUGGUGGAGGUGGAGCGCUACGACCCGUACAACAAGAGCUGGUGUGCCAUCAGCCCAGCCCUCAAGUAUGUGAGCAAUUUUGCCGCUGCCAGCUGCCUGGGCAAACUCUACCUGGUGGGUUCCUGCGCCGUCAAGUACAACGCGCUCACUCUGCAGUGCUACAACCCCGUUCAAGAUCUGUGGAGUGUGAUCACAUCUCCCUUCAUCCCCAAGUACCUCUCAGCCCCACGCUGUGCCACUCUGCGCGGGCUCAUCUAUCUCAUCGGGGAUAACACCAAGAAGGUCCACGUGUACAACCCAGAGGCCAACAUCUGGCAGAAGGUGCAGCUCCUACACACCCUGCAUGAGAACGGUGGGAUGGUGGCACUGGGUGACCGGCUCUUUGUCACCGGUGGCCACUGGAAGGGCAUGGAUGGGGACUACCGGGUAGAAAUGGAGGUGUACGACUGCUCCAAGGACCUCUGGACACGCGAGGGCUCCCUGCCCUCCCUCUGGCUUUUCCAUAGCUCCUCCUCCAUCUUCAUGGACACCUCCAAAUGGACAGAACCUUUCCAGGGUGACCAUGGGUGGUAGGAGAGCCUCAGUGAUGCUUGUCAUCCAAUGCAGGCAUGCUCCCCUUUUUUCUGCUCCUGUUCAGACUGGUGAGUGGGAGGUGGAAAGCCCUGUGCCAGGCUGGCUGGGGCACCAGGAGCAUGUUCUCUCCCACCACUGCAGGGAAAGGCUUUUCCUUAUAAACACGCUUUGGUUAAUGCUC